GAAUGAGAGAAAUCUUUUGGAGGUGUUGCGAAAUAGACGAGAGUAAACUACAGAGUAAGAAUACAUCAUCACGACCUUCAACGGCAAUUAUCGUCUUCUGCUUCUACCCAAGAAAAUGCGUUUCGUCCGGUAUCACAAAAUCUACGACCGAGCGCCAGCUGGGAAAGAUGCGCAGCCAAGUGGAUCGUCUUCUUAUGACACCUCUACAACGGCUCAAUCGGAAUGGAUAGUCCAGGAGAAAAUACAUGGUGCGAACUUCUCUAUCCACGUGACCGAGUCCGAUAUCCGUUAUGCCAAAAGAGGAGCCUUUCUGGAUUUCGAUCAGGACUGUUUCAACGACUUCCAACGACUGGACGAUGUACUGCGUCCUGCAGCAAGAAAGUUGUGGCAAACGUCACAGAUAUCGACGGCGCCUGACCAGCCUCCAGCAACGAAGCGAGCCUGUAAACAAGCGAGCGCCGCAUCGUGUGGCGAAGCGUUCAUUAUGAAAGUGGCGAUAGCUCUUCGCCUGGUGCAUAGCGCUUGCUAGUCUUGGCCUACAUUUGAUCAAGGCCGGAUAGGUGUACAAUUCAGCGACUUUCACGUAACUUUGUUGUAUGGUGAAUCGAGCAUCAAUAUAAUCGCCACCGAGAGCGAUUCGCAGGAACAAUUCUAAACAUGAGCAAAUCGCGAUAUAUGGCGAGCUUUUCGGCGGUUACCUGCCGUCGGAGAAAGAGGCACAACUCGGAUGGGAUGCGCUGUUUCGCAGUAGGACAACGGCUGCUUCUCGGCAAGCAUCUUGCAACGCGAAAAUCGCGUCUCGUGCUGUACAAGAAGGAGUGUACUACGCGAGUGAUGUCAAAUUGUUGAUAUGGUAGAACAGCGAAGGUGUUCGUCAUAGCCAAUUUAGGAGCGUUCUUGGUGCUGUCAGUCCAAAUCAUUCGAUCAUCUGGGGGCCGCGCAUCCUACACGCGGUGCACUUGGGACGCCAAGUGUAUAAAUCCCCACUCCACUAAUCCACCAAUCCAGUAAUCCAAAUUUUCACUUCUUUAAUCUAUUAAUCCAUGAGUAAAAAAAAAAAAAAAAAAAGGGGUAUGACAAAAGGCCACAUGCAAAAAGGUCACUCAAAAAGCCAAAGUUCUAAUCUUGAACCUAUCACUUUCACCUAUGUCAUUCAAUCCAGACGCCUAACCUAGUCACAGACAAUCAAUUCGACACUAAGUCCCAAUCCAUAACAACAUGUCGGGCGAAGCGUCGAGUGAGAAUGUAACCAUUCUUGACGCUCGUGCCAAAUUCAUCCAACUACAACGCAAGCGAGACAACAAAAUCAAAUACGCAGCAAGAGUAAAACUCCACGAAUCAGGUGAAGAUCCUUUUCGGGUAAUCAGCGGAAUCAUACAAUUCCAACAGUCCUGCACAGUCCAACAAAUCCUCGAAGCCACCUUCCACGACAUCAACACGCAGUGCGUCUCUGAUAAAUUCCCCAUCAAAAUAAACAUGUCCGAUUCGUCAACUUUUGAAUUGAUGGAAAACCAGACUAAUUUCAUCGACAACGAAUUUCUGGCGACAAUCAGAAUCGACGGAAAUAUCAACAAGUUUCCACUCGAACAAUUUUGCAAUGAAGGGCCGCCCUUAAAAAAGCGGAACAUACAACGUGCAAGCGCAUACGAGUCCGAACCAUCAAUAACAGUCACAGCUCUUCAUCAUCUAACCACUUUUCCAUCGUUUUUGCUAUACACAGUAGUCCUCGAGCAACAUCAACCUCCAAACUUCAGGAAGUUCUCAGGCGUCAUCGAUCUGGGAGCCCAUUUUGUCUCGCGGUCAUAUCUGGGUGAACUCAUUCUGCUAGACAUCAAUCUGUCACAUCAUCGCACUAUCUCACGGUUCUCACAAGUAAAAUUCAACAUACAUAGCGUGUGCAGCAACGUUAGCGGGGAGCUUAUUAACGAAGAAGCACAUCUUGUGCCGCAGCUUUUCCAAGACCGCAUCAGCAUCAUGGACAAUCCCGUCUAUUUUCGAGUUUGCGCAAUUGAAGCGCUCAACGAGAUGGGAACCGAGUUUGUCUGUCUCGGAUACCGCUACCCUAAAUCUGAAAAUAUCGGGUUACUGCGUGUCACCGUCAAGACACCCGAAGGAAUUCCGUCGGACAAUGAAAUCCUCAAGCUGUGCGGCAACUGGGUACGAGAUACAAAAAAAUGGUCGAGCGCAGUAUUCGACACAUCAUACAAGUCUUCAACAAUCACUGAUCUAGUAGAGAAGUUCAAGUCACAACUUAAGCGGGCUAACAUCAAAGAGUUCAACGUCUCCACGUACAUCAGCGAACUGCGCACCAUGAUGGCAAAUUCGUCUCCUUUUCUUGCCGCUAAACGCAGCAGUCAAAGUGAAAUCGACAAAGUCCUUUUCGACAAGAGCGGACCAGUUCUCGAGAAAAUCUGCGAUGAGUGUCGCAUUCUUAUGGACCCCAACAGCAGGUCGCGCGCCCGCACAUGCCAGGCCAGCACUUGUCACAACCAAGUUGUUUUUUCCGGCUUCGCAAUCGACGAGAUUCAGGUAAACUAAUCAGUAAUCAAUGACUAGAGCAUGCUGGUUUCUAGUAAUCGAAAAUGUUUUCACAAUGUCAAUCAACUUUUGACAUAGAUCACAAUCACAGAAAAAUCUGGUAAUAUUCCAACAACAAUUCCACCCAUACACAAAGGCCAUCAAAGGGCACGCUGAAGCCAAAGCUUCGCAAUGGAACAACGCAAUACAUGGCGGCUUCUGCGCUGCGAAGAUGAGAGUUUUUGGCAGUUUCAACAACGUGCUCGACUCUUUCACUAUGGAAAGCAACUAUGCAAAACUGAUCAGCGCGCACUUGUUCUCGUCCGUGUUGAUCUUUAUCUCGGCUUUCCCUCACUACGGUGCAGCUAUCUCAACCCUCUAUGCGUACUGCAGUUGGUCUGAAGUGCAAGCCUUGGGGCGCACGUUAUCGGUGUUAGCGGCAACUUAUCCCGACAUGGAAACAAACGCCACAGUCAAGGUAAAAAAAAAAAAAAAAUAUAUAUAUAUAUACAUCAAUCCAAAUCUCAUUUUAAGUCGCUAACAGACAGCCAACAUGUCCCAAACAUAACGUCUUAAGGUGAUUUUGGCCCUCGCAUACGCCAUAAAGCCCGGUCACGAAUUCAACAAGUCCUUUGUAAGGUGGAUCAGUUCUAAUGCAACCUUGCCGCCUCCUUUAUUUGCGGAAGAUGCGUGGUCAGCCGCAGGAAUCGAAUGCAUUCGCAAGUCACUUCGUGACUGGACCUCCCGCGUAAUGGAACGUGGUAUCGAGUCCGAUCUUCGUCUAGUGCUUGCUGAAUUCAUCGGAGAACUUCGCCAACAGGGCGCCAAUUUAACUUUGGAAUCAGGCAACAGCCACACAGAUUGUUUUUCAGUUGACAACGACAUCCACGAGUCAAACAACUAAAUAUCAUCCGUCGGACUUUCUCAUCUGUCCAGCACACAUCUACUACUUGUGUACAUUCAAGAGAACUGAACAAGCGUGCACCGAUUCACCGACGAAUGAUGCUAAGUGCUGUAUUGAUGGUGCGUUUUUUAGAAAAUUCAGUUUUAGCGCGUAUCUUCCAAAUCAAACAUGUCGACAGAAAGUUUGACAUUUAUGCAACUCUUAUGAUGGUCACAACAAAUCACGAAUUCAUGCAUGGUUAGUGCUAGCACAUCAUCAAGAAGACUACACAUAUUGACAAGACGUUCAAGACAUCUGCUGCACCAAGUUUUUCAUCGCAAAUAAAUCAACGUCCGGCAACAUGUCCCAUUUCAAUACAUGAAUCAGUCACAUCCGGUUAGCUACCCUUGAUAACAAGGGAAAUCUUUUAAUACGAAGUCAUAACAUAUAUUCAAAACAGUGGCCGUUCACAUCUUCAUCCUUUCACUGAAACUUGGCAGGGCUUGGUAAAAAAAUUUUCCUUUCAUUUGACAUAGUUUUUUUCUAGAAGUGUAUCUUGUUUUUCACUCGCGAUGUCAACACUCGAAGAAGUCAACAAGUUGUUAGAAAACAGUCCAUCCACCGUGGACUCGUCCGAUCAAUCUGGACAAUGGGACGAUUACACCGAGGACGAGUGGAAUAAUUGGUUAAACUCCUUGGAUGAUUCAGCCCUUGAGAAUACCGAUAGCAUUCCAAAUCAAAACGGCGAACAAAUCAACAAAUUUUCGGUGAACAGCAGUGAGUUACACAGGCGAAUUCAAAAAUAUCGUGAAUAUUGCAAACAAAAUCAAAUCAUGGCUAACGGCGAAGAAGACGGUCAACAAGGACUGGGGCAGCUGAACCCAGUCGAAGUUUUCACCUGCAUGGCCUGCGAUCAAGUUACGCCUAUCCUCAACAUCUACGCAGCGUGCAAAAACAUCAAAGAAAGCGGAACAAGAUGUGUCAAGUGCGUGUGCAACAACUGCAAACGCAAUCAGGGUUCAAUGGUCCACGACCUGUUCUAUCUGGUGAACGUCGACGACCCGGACAAAACGGUCUGCAUGAGCUGCAAUAAUCAGAAGUCACUCACUCGAAUGAAGGAAGUCAAGAAAGCGUUUGCGGUACUGCAAUGCUUGCAAGGUUUAACGAUUAGUAAGUUUGUACAAGUCAAGUCUCUACUACUCCUUUAAUCCACAUUUCAUCAAUAAGUCAGCGCAUUAUGCAAUUGACACAUUUUUAUCAGAACUCGGCGGGCGACGUCUCCAUGGGUCCAGAAAUUGUCGGUGCAUAUCCUUGGUUUGCCGAUUAUGUAUCGAUGACCGAUAAGGAGUUGGAAGACGCGUAUGCAAUCUUAAAACGCCCUCCUAUGAGCAAUCAGUCCUCGACCAAGCUUAACCCCAACGAGGUGAUGACGUUGAGCGCAACUUUCGCAUCCGACAGCAAAGCCCUGCAGAAGGCGGCUGAUCAGCUCAAACUCAAGGGCAGCGAACACAUGAAGUGGAGCAAGCUUCUUCUUUCGGUGAAUGGGGGCAGUCUCCUCCAUUGCAGCAAUCACUUGCAACGACUAAUCAACAUGUUCGCAGGGCAGCCGGUCGCUAUUCUUGCUGAAUGCGCACAUUUCCUCGUCAAAUAUCAUCUGGAUAUGUCCACGCUUAUGGCGUCAUCUUCGAAGAAAGGGAGACAACAAAUGGGCAGCAACGAAGUAACCCCAUCCAGCAUCGCGUACACCAUCUACUUCGCACUCAAGUCGUGGGGAAAAGGGAUUAAGCUGCGCAACAGAAUCGAUCCAGUCCGCAAGGGCUUCUACAAUCUCGAAUUUCUCCCGCAAGUGGCGAAUGCUUCAACUCGGAACAUGCAAUCGAGAGGAGUGAUGAAAGUAUUUCUCAAAUUUAGGCAGUCAAAAAAAAAAAAAAAAAUUUUUUUUGUAAUGUAUAGCUGAAAUUCCUUUCCACUAACAGAACCUUGUAGUCCGCAUAUUUCCCUUCACAGGCUUUGAUGGCCGAAAUUUCUGUGGGGGAAAUCAACCAUGCACGUCAAGCCGUGGAAAAACGCCGUCCGCCGCCCACUGAUUUCGGGUCCAUCGGCACGCCAGCGAAAUUUCCGAAAUUUGGUCAUCAAUUUAACGCAAACAACAGUGGUGGUGGAGGAGGAGCUAGUAACUCCUCGGGAAACAACAAAUCAGGCAGCAACUAUGGUACAAAAUCCAAUGACGAGCGUAUCGCGGAUAUUCUACGCGCUGCAGCAGCCAACGACGCUGCAGCAGCAGCGGCAUUCCAAUCCGCCGUGAAAAUUGAAUCUAGUGCUGCGUGCAACUUUUUCUCCACCAACAAACUCUGUCGUAAUUGCUUCGUGUUGGGAUUUGGUUUGUCCAUGAGUCAUGCCUUUGGUUUUGAUCACUGCGAAGCAGCAGGGAAUAGUUGCGCGAUUUCUUGCAAGAUUUGCUAUGCGAAAUUCGGUAUCACCGCAUACCAUUGGGUGUCCGGUUGCCCACAUCGUGAUGACCCGAACACUUCUCCACAGAAGGAUCAUCAGUCGAAGGGAAACGGCAAAGGAAAGAAGGGCUUCAAAGGCAAACGUUUAUCCUGAUUGUGUCAGUCACAAGAUGGAAUCAUGUAUAACAAGGAACUUCGUGACAUUUGAAGUGUGGCACAUUGUGAGCGUUUUAUCUGAAACCCGCGACCCAAAUUUAGUACCAUUUAUUAAUAGAAGAUAAUUUUUUGAAGUAUGAUACGAUCGAAUAAAUCUUCUUAAUCUCCCCCAUCGGCACUUUGGCUGCCCAAAAAAUUGUUUGUAACCCAAAUGGAAAUGGACAACCCAAGCUGAACACGUCACCAAUCCAAUCACCCUCAAUAAUGUUGAAAUGGCACGACUUCGGUAUCAUUGUUUUUGCCACAUUGUAAUCGACAUUUCAUCAAGCAUGGAACUGCGGCCGGGAGGCGAUCCAAAGUUGUUACUGUGCUCUCCUGUUUGUCCGAGUUCGAGUAGAGAGUGUUGUGUACUUCACUUGAGCGACUGGCACAUCCGCAAAAUUGGGGAUAUAACAUGGCAUGACUUCGCAGUUGAAUAAACUGCGUUUCAAGCCAAAUAGCUGGCAGCUCAUAUCGAGGCUUUAUUGAGCAUGUCACUUAAUUUCAAAAAAAUCAUGCGUGAAUCGGGGCUCACUGACGUCGCCAGAGCGUCAAGCCCUUACUUACGAACAAUUGACAUCAACAAUCAACGUCAAUCCGCGCCGUCUCGGUCGCAUGAGGCGAAUGCGAAAUGGCUCACAGCAGAUGAUGGCCCUUCGAAGUCAACCUGCCAUCUCGACUGUGCUGCUGAUGAUGUCCUUCUCGAUGCCGAAAGACCACCAGCAAAGGGCAGUCAAAUGCUUCCAUGUGUCGCGUCCUCAUCUUCAAACAACCUUUUAGAAGAUUUUCCUCAAAAAACAGUGUCAGCUGACCUCCCGACAACCAGUACAACUGGAGCGAGUUCUCCCGAGUUCCUGACAGCAAACGAAGCCGAAACAGAUGGGGUCGUCAUGUCUGACGCAGAUUUCCGCACCGAGCUAGCAACGAUCAAAGAGUCAGUCAAGGAAUUAACAGAUUGGCAUACUUCACUGACGUUACCUCAUGGUGGAACCUCCGGUGGAAAGAAGUAUGCUGAAUUUUUCUAUGGCGCUUGCAGCAGUCGCAUUGGCCUGCAAAUUUUCAAAAAGGACGAUAGCAUCUUCGAUAAAUUCCCACUGCAGUCGCGUCUCAAGGAAAUACUAGUCGACUCUGCGUUUGACGAUGUCCAAGCUUCGUUAGCUUCUUCAUCCACCGGCGUAUACCAGUCGUGUCUCAACACCAUCGUGCCACUGGUGUGUGCUGUUGUUCGGUUUGUACUGUGGCCGAUAACUUGUGACGAUGAAGCACUUCUCUUCUUCACCAUUUUCACUAGGUCACGUCUUUGUUCCGGAGCGUGCUCCAAGGUUGACGAGAACGAUCGCACGAAGCGUGCCGUUCGAUGGAACGCCUAUCAGCAGCUAUCAGCGGCUAUUGGGGCUUUCAACACCUCCAGAAAUGUACCGUACUCACUCAGCGACAAGGGACCGCGUUUGAAACGUCACUGGUUGGGUUUCAAGAAGAACGCUUAUCACAACCCUCAGUGCAUGAAGUUCUCUCCAAAAUUCGAAAUCAUUUACAACUUCGCAACAAACGCGCUUACGGCUUGGCAAAAGUCCAUCGGCCCAGUCAUCGCGGACAAGCUGGGGCCGGGUCUUCCAUCGCCGGCCCUAGUAGACAAAAACUUCCUCAGUGCAUCGAUCCAGCUUCAACGAGCCGUCAUCUUAGUCAUUGGGUUUUUCGGGGUACGAAGAAGCGACGAGUUGCGUCGUCUGAAAGCAAGCAACAUUUUCUCUUCUAGUGGGAGCACCAUCUACAUCUAUGUGGAAAGUGCAAAAGACGACAAGUUUGGCGCAGGGCACAAAGCCGCCAUUCCGUAUAUGUUCCACGAUUUAUUGCGAGCAUGGGUUAAGUUCUCCGAUAACUUCUACCGUUUUUAUUUGAAGAUCCAUUGGUCCUCAGCUGCUGCUCCUUUCUUCUACGCCAUUGGCCUCAAUAAAAUUCCAUCUCGUGGUCUCGCACCCGGAAAGGAUUUCAUCAGGCAACAAGUAUCUGCCGCUAUUGGAUCUUUUAAACCUGACGGCACCAUCGGAGGUAUUUCUCUGCGCAAGGCGGGUGCUCAAUUUUGCACUUUUUGGGACGUGUCGAGAGAAUUGGCUUUCUUCCAGGGCGGAUGGAGGAAUUCGUGCAUGCUGGGCGCAGUUUAUGCUCCGCCAGACAUUUACGAUGUUGCCCAGCGGGUCAACCAUGCAGCUGAUCUGGCAUUACAUAGGCUAAAAUCCAUGUUAUUAAUCAGAAAGAUUGAGGAAUCCUUUUUGAAGUCGUCUCCAGCUGAACGUGCUAAAUUGUCGUCAUGGGUUUCCAGCGUGUCUUUGUCCCACAUUUCGUCAGUUGACUUGCGCCACUGUGCGCCCAAAUUAUGUUCCGAAAUCAUCUCCGGCAAAGCCGACUCUGAUACUUUCCGCCGCUUCAAGAAUAUCUUGGUGGCGAAUAACGCGUAAACAUGGGAACCCACUCUGACGCAUCCUCCAUUGAGGCACGUCUCGGCCUCUGGCCAAAGUCCGCUUUUACCGUGGGUGAUUACACCUGUCGCAAUUUGCCACUUUCGCAUGACGAAAUCCUGGGAUUUUUGCAAUCGCAACCGGGUCCAAGCGAUUGCUGGCGGGAUUAUGAGGAUUGCAAAGCCGUCGAUGGACUGUCACUCAAUGUCGACGAGUGCAUCCGGUGGGGCGUAUCACCUGAUUUCAUUGAGCGAUGGUUUGGUGGGAUUAAGUUGAAAAUUAUCAACGACGAUUUCGCCACUUCGCAGACUGAAAAUUAUUCAUCAACAGUCCAGCGCGAAGAUAUUUUUGUAAAUGAAAUCCAGCGUCUCGCUGAUUUAAAGAAAGUACUCAUCUACGACGCGAGCAAGCUCAAUCGUGAGCACAGUUCUGCGAGUCCUCCCGACGAUCUCAUGAUUGCCCCUGCUUCCAUCCUACUGCAGAAGCAGGGCACCAAAGUUCGUCUCAUCAGUGACUGGAGCGCGCGGCCCUGCGCUCUUAAUCAGUCUCUGUUCGCUACUCCAGUGGAUUACGCUUCGUGGUGGGAUUUGUUUGAGUAUCUAAGGCCUUUCGCCUUCGUUUCCGGUCUCGAUCUGAAGGACUGUUUUCCUCACUGGCUCAUACACCCUUCUCAUCGCCGGUUUUUCGGUCUCGAUUUGCCGUCCCUCGGGCUCAAAGCGACGCGCCUUUUCCUCCCGUUUGGUGUUGUUCCAGCGCCGGGCGAGAACAACGAGAACGCCAAAGAGCUUAUUCGUGUCUGCCAAUCUGCUGGGGUGAAAUCUGUUUUGUUCGACUACGUCGAUGACAUUCGUGCAGUGCUGCCUGGUGCAGCGUGUUUGUCUCAGGACGAGACUAACCGUGACCUUGAACGGCAGUUCUUCUUGCUCACCGCCCUGGGAUGCAAGCUCCAUGACAAGCCAGGAAAGCGCAUCGAAGCCUCCCAACGCUUUCCCUGGCUUGGUUUCCAGUGCGACACUCGCGCAAUGACAAUGAAAAUCGAAGAAAGCCGUCGCCUCGACUACAUCAAAUUCAUUGACAACUUCCUUGCCGAAUUCGAAAUCUCAGGCAAGUGCCGAAUCAAAGAUCUUGCUUCGGUCAAAGGCAAGCGUGGGUCUUGCACGUUCGUCGUGAACCGCGGCCCGCUUUCUGCGAUGCAGAGCGAAGUCCAGGCCUCUGGCGCACCCAAGCAAUGGCUCCGCAAUAACAAACUCAAUCCAGCCGUCCAGCUCUCGGCUGAAGCACUAGCUGAGAUCGCCUGGUGGCGCCGAACGUUAGCCAGCGACCCAGCCGCGCCGUUAUUUUUCAACGGACACAGAUGUUUCAUGUGGCGUGAGGAAGUCCUCACUUUCGGCGAUCAAUUCUUGCGGACCAUUGACCCAUCCUCUCUUCUCGUCAUCCACGGUGACGCAGCCACUUCUGCCGGCACAGGCUGGGGUGGCACUAUCAACGGCAUGCGAUUCCAAGGAUUUUUCAACACCGAGUGGCAAUCUUCGUCCAUCAAUGCCAAAGAAGCAAUAACGCCGAUCCUUCUUCUACGGGCUUUUGUCGAGGCCGGUAACUCGGUCAGAAAUAAGAUCAUCAUGUACUACACGGACAACCCAGCCGCAAAGAAGGCUUGUAAUAAAGGUGCCUUCUCAUCCGAAGACAUGGCACGAGCCUCGUUCGAGAUUCGGUCCUUCGUUCUCUCGCAAUGCUGCGAACUUGUUGCUGGCAAAAUCUUUGGUGUCGAAAACCCAAUUGCCGACGCGUUGUCACGUUUUGAAGAGUCCGCCAAUGCGAUGAGCGACUCUUUUCCAAAUCGGUCUCUCUCGCCCAGAUGCUGGAGUCUAGUAGCAAAAGCUUUCCCUGGGCUUGACACUGUGGCGAUGUCCAGUGACUCCGUCCAGGAGUUCCCGCAGUUGGCGCAUCAUUUUUCAAUCAGCAACAUGCCUUUUCACAACGUACAUCAUCUUCUACAUCACAAAACAUGGUGGCUCCCCCCAACAACUUUAAUCUACGCCACCCUCAAGAUCUUAGACAAAUUCGUGACGAACGUCCCGGUUUCUCAACGCCCUCGUUUUGUCGUGAUGGUUCCUUCUCUCGGUGGGCAGUUCCUUCCGAUGUGCAGUCUCUUAUUUCGCGCGUCAACUUUUAGGCAGAAUUCACUCAUCUUCCGCGCUCCGGGUGGUUGUAACGAUAUCCCCGCUGACACCGAAUAUGUGGCUUUCUCUUCCGUUCCCCGAGAACUAUGGUCUGAUGCUUUCAGCCCGUCGCUGGAACUACUGCCGCAAAUGGAGUUGUUGCUUCGGAGCGCGCGUUUCAAAAUCGCUGCACACCUUAGGGACCGUGUCACUAUUGCAGAUAUUGCAGCGGCUCCUGAGGAAGCCAUUAUCCACGUUUGUUGCUGCACUGCUAAGCAACCUAAGGGAGUCGCUAAGUCGAUUCUUCGUGCCCAUCCUUACGCGUCAAGUUACCAUCUUCCUCCAAGCGCCAAACCACAUGGACACUUCGAGCACAUUGGUAAAAUAAUCAACAUCUACUCGAUGCACUUCCCCGGGCCGCCACGGCUAGCGGCGCCUGGUGAUGUACCUGAUUGCGCCGCAACCAGGCUGCAGCACUUUCGUAAUGCCAUGGACAUGCUGCCUUUGCACCUCGCACGUUCCACGAUCUCGUCUGUGGCCGUGCCGUUGGACAUCGGCGCAGGGAUGUGCGGCGGAAGAAUAGUAGACUACGCUGUGGUGUUGGAUAAAUUUGUAGUCGCUUGUUGCAAGCUGGGCGUGCGCGUCGCUCUUUACCAGAUUCCUCAUUCACGUUAAUUGUCACUAUUUUGCCUAUUUUGGCUACAUCUCACUCACAUUCUCCCAUUCCACAUGUUCGUACGAUGACACAACGCUGUGUGGGCUAGACUGAAUGUCUGACUGCACUAGCAAAAUAACACUCCUAAAGUACCAAUGUCAGCACCUUCAUUAUGCUCAUCAAUUGUUGAUAUGGUAGAACAGCGAAGGUGUUCGUCAUAGCCAAUUUAGGAGCGUUCUUGGUGCUGUCAGUCCAAGUCAUUCUAUCAUCUGGGGGCCGCGCAUCCUACACGCGGUGCACUUGGGACGCCAAGUGUAUAAAUCCACAUUCCACUAAUCCACCAAUCCAGUAAUCCAAAUUUUCAUUUCUUUCCCUCCCUCCUCUUCCCCUGUCCUGCAUUCACCCUAGCUCACCAGUGUUGUGCUUGUCUGGCUACAUCUCACUCACAUUCUCCCAUUCCACAUGUUCGUACGAUGACACAGCGCUGUGUGGGCUAGACUGAGUGUCUGACUGCACUAGCAAAAUAACACUCCUAAAAUACCAAUGUCAGCACCUUCAUUAUGCUCAUCAAUUCAUCGUUUUCGACAUUGUGGAAUUUUGGGAUAAUUAUGGGAAGGUGGAAUUUUGGGAUAGUUACGGAAGUAAAUAGCGAGCAAGUAGAAGCGCCGCAUCCUUAUCAGCAACGUCAACAUUUUCAACGCAGCAGUCUUAACAUCAGGGAAAUCCGUAAAACUCAGAAGAGAUUCAGGGAAGUCGUGGGGCAAUUCCGAACCGACUAACAUCAUCAUCAUGCGAAGGUGGGGCAAAAAGAUGGAGAGCGGACUACGACGUUUCGUUUUUGGGAUUACGACUCGGUUAAAGAUUAUGGACUGAAAUUUGGAUUCUGUUUGUAGUCCCAUGCAAGUUAAUACUUCUGGGACCGGGGUGGAAUGCACUACAUGGGGGCGAGAGUUUUUAGGACUUUUUUACGUGUGAAGUUCACAAUAGAACUGCAACUGCUGAUUCUCCGGAUUGUUUACCUCGGUUUCUAAGAGGGCAUGGGCUCGGCCGCGGGCUUUCUCGUGAGCGACGUACUGCUGCGGACGCCUAAGUACGCAGACGCGGCAAAUUACGAUGUCAAUACCUUGCAGAGUCAACUGGCGCUGAAACUGAAUCCGAAUAUUAAGGCGAGAAACAAGCGCCGCGUGAUUUUUGCGGCAAUGAUUUAAACCAGCAAGAGGUACUACUUGCAAUUAUAGCAUUGAAGAUCUUGUUUUGAAUUUCCUCGGUAGAGUCAGCAAUUAUGGGACAUUUGUAUCUAAGCAGCAUGCGGCGCUGAAACUUCUGGACAACCUUGCGGAAGGCGUGGUGAUCCGGCCGGCAGGGGGCGCCGAAGUGACGAUAUUAUGGAAAGUUACUAAUUGUUUCAUAGCUAGUUCACUCUAGUAGGGUAACCCGGCAGUAACUCCAUUUGUUUUCUGUCCAAAUCCCACCUAACAUAAGCUUGGAUUCAGAAUAUGGUACUGCAAAGCCUGUUGUUCAUAUUCCUACUUGAUCGUCCCAAGUUCAUUGUAUCCUGUGGACCCGAACGGCCUAUUUUAAUUUGAUUGUGCCAAGUUCAUUGUAUCCUGCCGAUCCAAACGGCCUAUUUUCAUUUGAUUGUCCCAAGUUCAUUGUUUCCUGCCGAUCCAAUCGGCAUGAAGGAGCUGCCGGUAGCGCGGUUCAUGCUGAAACGGAAACCAGCACGCUUUUCAGAGGAGAUCGACAAUGUGGAGACGAUGCAUGGAGGUGAAACUCCGGAAGCAGUGUUUCGCACUCGGGUCGCGCGUCUAGUCAAUCUUAAUCGUCUCGCAUCAGUUGUGUCUAAGGCGCCGCAGCCGGAGGGAGUUUAUGCAAGAGUUUUUACUUACUUACUUACUUACGCGCUGUAGUACUAGAAUGUUGAAUUUCAAGUUCAACUGGAGUUUCUGAGGACACUGUCCUACAGAAUUUUACGCAUGGAGCAUAUUUGGCUUUUGAUGUCUUCGUGGUACACUCUUUCCUUGCCGCUACGGACGCAGGGGUCUUUCGUCACUUACGCGCUGUAGUAGAGUGUUGAAUUUCAAAUGGAGUUUCUUAGGGCAACUUCUAAUCAAGAGUUUUGACUUACUUACGCGCUGUAUUAGAAUGUUGAAUUCUUCGAAUCAAACCACGCUACAGCAGAGGAAUGGUCCUUCUGGACUGAGCAGAUUGUUUCUGAUUUUGCCGAGGACGUGUGGGAAGCUUUCUGGGCGUCGGGCUGCGAUCUUGGGAGUGUGGAUUUUACGGAAACACGACGUAGGAGGAGCAGGUCUUGAUACCUUCUUCUCUUACUCAAUUUGAUAUCUUAGAUUUUCCUGAGACUGUGUGUCUGUUGGUUGGACUUGAUACGAGUGAAGCACGUAAAUGUCUCGAUGUGCUUGCAAUAUUUCGCUUUCAUGCACAACGACAUGGGUAACGAGUACGUGGAAAACGAGUGCCGCUGCGUUGUCGGUAAACGCUACGGUGUCGUGUCCUGAAUCGCUUUGAGCAUACCAACAUUGUUCGGUAAAGGCUGGGGCAAUAUUGUCCAGUGUAGCGAUGCUCAUUUCAGCGCCUAGGAGGUGGAGGGAAAUUCUCAGAAAAUGGAAGCUCCGCUAGGAUUAGAGAAGCAACGUGGCACACACCUAGCCCAGCCUGAUUAUACCGUAUUCGCUUCGGAAAUAAUGGGGUGCCCACACGGCGCAUGUUGAGGACCGACGCCUCCGAUGGCAAUCACAAGAUUCUGAUGUAGCAACUAACCUGCAACAUGGUCGAUUAUUGGCUGGAGGAGGGUUUCUUUUUGAAAAAAUUGAAAUUUCCAUGGUUCUCUUCGAACAUUGCUGGAACUUCCGAAGAUUCUCAUUCAUGACGGAGACUUUAUUCUUCACGUCACGACGCUCAACAGGAUGUCAGCGUGCAAAAAACAUUUCUUCG
Messenger RNA from Amoebophrya sp. A25, 14267 nucleotides. The record is from the annotation of a GenBank genome assembly. NCBI's taxonomy places the organism in Eukaryota, Dinophyceae, Syndiniales, Amoebophryaceae.